Molecule: messenger RNA, 2413 nt
Organism: Rubroshorea leprosula
Lineage: Eukaryota; Viridiplantae; Streptophyta; Magnoliopsida; Malvales; Dipterocarpaceae
Source: the annotation of a GenBank genome assembly
UUAAGGUUUUUUUUUUUUUUUCCUUUCUAAAAUUUUUAGCUUCAAAGUGACUAUUUUAUUUAAAUUUGUUUAUUUAACACUUCUAUAAAGCUAUGAGUUCAUUUGAAAGUGGAAGCGUUCAUCAACGAGCCAUGAAAUCUGUUGAUGAUGAUAUCUUGAUAAAUAAACUCCUCCUCAGCCAUGAUCCAGAUGGCCGGAGUCUAGAUUCUGAGCAACUGCUUCAUGCCGUGGAGAAUAUCAUGUUUUAUUCAACCAUAUCAAAAUUUCAGGUUUUCGAUAAGCACAUUGAUCGGGCCAGCAACGUUGAACUAGUUGGAUCAGAGGAAUCACUAGAACACACCAUUUACAAAAUUUCUUACGAGAUGCUCUUCAACUCUGGGGAUGGAAAUCUACAUACAAGGACAAUGAAGAUGUUUGAUUUGCUGGGAAAUUAUAAAUGGGAUGCGAAAGUGGCACUAGUACUCGCAGCUUUUGCAUUAAGAUUUGGUGAAUUCUGCCUCACAAUGCAGCUAUCUCAGCAAAACCCCUUAGUAAAAAACAUUGCAAUUCUUAAGCAAGUACCAAGCAACACUACAAAACUGAAUCCCCAAAUGAAGGCUUUAUUAUUGCUGGUUAAGACAAUGGUAGACGCAACAAAGUGCAUCAUCAAGUUUGAAUCUCUGCCAAUUAGAGAUGUAGAACUGGAUAAGGAAACUCUAACUAUAACAAAGUCUUCAAUAUACAUUGCUGCUUACUGGAUCACUAGAAGCGCCUUGGCAUGCGCUUCUCAAGUCCUGAACUUGAAAGCCAUGAAAGCUGAGCAAGUGCAUCUCUCAAGUUUGAUGUACAGGCUGAGCAACAUAUUGAAUCACCUUAAGCCGCAUGUGGAUGCCCUUCAUCAAGAAUUAGAGACAAAGCUAUAUCAGAAGCUGGUGAACAUUUUUAAGGAGAGCCAUGAAGACAACCAAGAGGUGCUUCACUUGUUAUCUGCCCUUAAGGAAGGCUUGCCCCUCAAGGAUUGUUCUACACAAGUAAAGUUAGGCAUUUCUGAGCUGAAAAACAAGGUUGUCAUACUUUUGGUUUCAAGGCCGGAGAUCCUCCCAUUAGAGGAUUUGUUUUUGCUAGUUCACCAAAUACAUGAUCAUCCUCAUCGAAAGAAGUUAGAAGGAAUCUAUGCAAUUGUAUGGAUUCCCAUUUCAUAUUCUGGUAGCUGGACUGGUUCAGAAGAGGAGAGCUUCAACUUUCUUUCAAACUCUUUGCCAUGGUACUCGGUACGAAAACCAUGGUCACUCAACUCUGCAGUGGUAAACUUCUUCAAGAAAGAGUGGAAAUGUGAGGAAAAAACUACCAUGGUAGUCUUGGAUUCUCAAGGGAUGAUUACAAAUUUGAAUGCAAUUGAUAUGGUAUUAAUAUGGGGUCCAAAGGCAUACCCUUUUUCAAUUUCUAGACAAAAAGAGCUUUGGGAAGAAGAGAAAUGGACAAUGCAGCUAUUGAUCGAUGAAAUCGAUCCCUUUCUUGCUCAAUGGGUUGAAGAAGGGAGUAAUGUUUGUGUUUAUGGGAGCAACAACAUAGACUGGAUUAGAGAAUGCACUGAUAAAUUGAAGGAGAUUAAAAGUUCAGGUGUUCAGCUUAAGAUGGUAUAUGUUGGUAAGAAUGAUCCAGACGAACAUGUACACAACAUUUUGACCACUAUCAAUGAAGAGAUCCACAGAAACACACUCUCCUUCACAAAGAUGAAAUUCUUUUGGCUUCGAUUAGAGAGCAUCAGAAGAUUGAAAUUUCAACUAGGGAAGAGUAUUACUAGUCCUGAUCAUGUUCUGGAAGAGGUCUCAGCCCUAUUAGAUAUCAAUGGCAGCGAGCAGGGCUGGGCAGUAAUUGGGAAGGGACAGACAGCAGAAAUAGUAAGGACUCAAGGAAGGAAAAUCAUUGAAUGCUUGAGUCAGUUUGGAGAGUGGGGGGGAAAUGUAGGAAAGUUGGGAUUCAUAGGAGCACUUAGAACUGCCCUUGGGGACCCAGCAGCACCUCUGCAGACAGAGGCAUGUGGCCAUAUUGAUGUUGUUCCCUAUGACAAGGAGCUGAUUGAAGAAACUAUGGUAUGUCCGAAAUGCAAGCGCCUUAUGAAGAAGAAGUUUAUUUUGUAUGAAUAAAUGUGACUGAGUAGGCGAUUUACGCAACAUUAUUGCCUAAGAGUAGUUCAAGCUACUUGAUUUACUAACUGAAACAACAGUUUUAGAAGUGCCCGAAGAGGAUUAUGAUCAUCAAUAAUGUGGUAUGUAUUGUAAAGUACUUAGUGAUUCCUCCUCCGAGGCAUAAUUUGAAGAUGCUUUUAACUUUAAUUUUGCUUACUCCUUUACCUUGUUCUUAACUUCCUACUUUUAUAUAUCAAACAGAAGGCACUUUGGUCUUUUUGGGAGAAUAUAUGUAAGUUUUAUUC